AGAGCACUUACACUGCAUGAACACAAAAACCAUUUACAUACCGUUGUGGUCAAGACACAUUAACCAUGCGUCAGAUUUCUAUUGGUUGUCUCCGAAAGACAUUUGUGAUGGCUCCCACAAGGAAUACGUACACCCGCACAAAAGCCCUCCACAAAUUUUAACUGGUCACGGAAAGAUGGGGAAAAAAAAGUUGCAACCCUUUUUGAAAAUAUAAAUAAAUAAGUUUGGCGUCCCAUGGUAUAAAUACAGGCACUUACCCUAUCAACUUCCACGACCCCGAACUUCAUUCCUAUGAACCACCACCUUAAUCUACCCUUUUAAUACUUAGGAUCUUCCUCUUCAUCUCCCUCUAAUGGCAGCGUUCAAACCCAAGCUCUGUCUUCUUAUAUCUCUCUUCUGUCUGGGGGAUGUAGCUUAUUCAACUCUAUUCACGCUCCAAAACCAUUGCAGCCAUACCGUUUGGCCCGGAACUUUAUCAGGAAGCGGCUCUCCGUCUCUCGGUGACGGUGGUUUUAUGUUGGCCCCCGGCUCUUCGGUUCAGCUCACGGCUCAACCGGGUUGGUCUGGCAGGUUUUGGGCCCGAACCGGAUGCAACUUUGACGCCUCGGGAAAUGGUAAGUGCCUGACGGGCGAUUGCGGCUCACUAAAAUGCGCGGGUGGUGGUGCGCCACCCGUCAGCCUGGCGGAAUUUACCAUUGGGUCCGGCGUCAGUGACAAGGAUUUCUACGACGUUAGUCUAGUCGACGGUUACAAUGUGGGCAUGGGGGUCAAGGCCACCGGUGGGACAGGUGACUGUCAGUACGCCGGGUGCGUCACGGACUUGAACCGCAACUGCCCGGACGAGUUGCGGGUUGCGGAUUCGAGCUCGGGUUCGGUUGUGGCUUGUAAGAGCGCGUGCGCGGCUUUCAAUGCGCCGGAGUUUUGUUGCACUGGGGACCACGCGACUCCGCAGACAUGCUCGCCGACUCAGUACUCGGAGAUUUUCAAGAAUGCGUGUCCGACGGCGUAUAGUUAUGCUUACGACGACGCGACGAGCACUUGCACAUGCUCCGGGUCGGAUUACUUGAUAACCUUUUGUCCACCCGGGUCAUCUUCCUGAUUGAUCUUAUUACGUCAUCAUUCUAUUCUUUUUUUCUUUUUCUUUUUUUCAUUUAAAGAAAAUAAAUAAGCGGGUAGGUUUGAUAAUUGAUACGUGGAACAAACGGUUAUUUAUAUAUUAAAUAGAAAUUCGGUUACUUCAUGAUA
This is a messenger RNA of Ziziphus jujuba (common jujube), 1245 nucleotides long. Its product is annotated as pathogenesis-related thaumatin-like protein 3.5. Gene Ontology annotation, cellular component: extracellular region. NCBI's taxonomy places the organism in Eukaryota, Viridiplantae, Streptophyta, Magnoliopsida, Rosales, Rhamnaceae. Bases 353 to 1099 code for a protein of 248 amino acids. The record is from RefSeq and is a predicted model, not a curated record. The transcript has 2 exons. Gene Ontology annotation, biological process: defense response.